Molecule: messenger RNA, 2160 nt
Organism: Schistosoma guineensis
Lineage: Eukaryota; Metazoa; Platyhelminthes; Trematoda; Strigeidida; Schistosomatidae
Source: the annotation of a GenBank genome assembly
ACACAAGCAAGCAGACACAAGCAAGCAGACACAAGCAAGCAGACACAACUAAGCAAACACAACUGACAUUCCACACUACACACCACACACCACACACCAACAAGCUGAAAACAGUCAACCAAUAAUAAUUCAGUGUAUAGGAUAUACGAUUGGUGGUAGAAAAUUCUCAACGUGUCACCUGUCUGUCUCACACCCUCAUUCAAAAUAUUAUUUCUCUUCAUUUCACAACCACAAAACAGGUUGCUUGAUUAUGAUCAAUACAGCUCGGAAGUCAGCUUGUGCAUCAAGACCACCACCACCACCACCACCACCACCAUCAACACGGUCGAAACAGACCACAGUCACACGAUACACAACUGAGGAGUCGAGUGAAUUAACCGAAUUGGUAUUGAGAUAUCGGGAUGUUUGGAAAGACAAGAGUCGUCCAUCUGCUGUUCUUCAGAAACAAUUGUGGAUGCAAUUCGCACGUUACCUACACUCGAAGGGAUGGCCGAGAAGAAACUGGACUCAUCUGCGUCGAAAGGGUCUGCACGUGCUGAAGAAACUCAAUAACACGACAAUCAAUCAGUGGGAGGUGUCGAAAUGCAAUCCCAAUUCACCUGAAAAUCACUCCAACCACACGUCACUCUCCAGUUCCAAUGAAAAUCGACACGUGAACGUGAACGGACAAAGUGAUUCGGUGACCGAGAACCAGUCGAGUGUGCAUCAAAUCAACUUGCCUACACUCACCCCUUCACCAGUGAUAACCAUCACCUCCAAAUAUCCCACAUCAACACUCAGUCCUCCUACAAACCAUGUGCAACCGAAUCCCCCACACACAACUGGUCCAAAAAUUUUGAACGCAUUCUCAACAGCUCACAUGUCUCAACAACUGGUGAUUCCACAUGAUGCUCUAGUGCUGCAACCAACCACCACCACCACCACCAACAACAACAACACGGUUGGUGAGGUGGCGAUUAACCCUAACCGAGUCGCGUUACUGACUCCUCUCCAUUGUGUCUCGUUCGGAGCCGCGAAAACCCAUACUGCAGACGUAUCUCCUAUUCAAGAAGUGAAUAUCUCGAACUCACCAUCCAACCAAACGAGUCGCAUUCCUCUGACUGCAACAAUUGAUUUAUCAACGUGUAGUGAGGACGAGGAGAGCUAUCCAGAGUUGAGUGGAACGCGAAAUCAGGCGAACACGAAUCAGGUGAAUGAUUUUGGUCAAAAUGCCAAGGAUUGUAUCACAUCCGAAUGUGAGAGAUUUCCAUUGUCAGAGAUGUUGAUUCACAAGCAAAUGAAGUGCCUAGAUCUGAAGAUUGAAAUUCUCCAGAUGAAGAAGCAAUAUUGGUCCGAGAAACUGAACUCAUCAUCGAAAAGCUGAAUGUUGGGUGAAAGCCAAUCUUCACAUGAACUACCAUUGUGAUUGUCAUCAAUUCUAUCCACAUAUGGAUAGUAAACUCAAUUGUAAAUUCAAUGUAUACAUAUGUAUGUAUAGCUAUUGUGACUGACGAAGAUUGUUCUCCCUUUUCAUCAUUAUUGUCUAUUCGUGGUGUGUGUGUGUGUGCGUGUGUGUGUGUGAAUUUUUCUGUCAGUUAGUCCUUUUGUUUCGAAUCCAUUUGAAGUGGACUGUUGUUCAAUACUGCUCUGUUUCAAAUGUUCACUACUCUAUUGACUACUCUGUUGCAUACUGUACAUAAUUAAAUUUAAAUGUUGGUUUUGUAAAAAUCUUAUUUUGUCUUUGAAUUAAUUUAUGAACGUGAUCGACAAUUGGUUGUGUGGAUGACGGAUGAUACUUGACUUUGAACACAAAUAUGUUAGAACUUUAUCAAUUUUAUUUCUUAUCAUGAUGAUCAAUUGGUUUGAUUUGUAUUUAUUCUAGUGAUUUCUGUGUAAUUAACUGCUUCAUUGAUAUUUCAUUUAUGAUACAUAUUCGAUAUAUGUGUAGAGUUGAUGUCAACUUGAAAUUCUUGAUGACCACAUGUGACGGAGAUAGGAGAGAAUAAAUGGUCUCAUUUGAAUGAUGAUGUGAAUGAUAAUAAUAAUAAUAAUAAUGUUGAUGAUCAUUAAGAAUAAAUGUACUUUUGUUGUAUCCCAAUAAAUUCGAUUAUUGUAUUUUUGACGUUUCUUGACAUAUUGUAAAUCACUUCCUCAGAGUAAAUAAAUAACCAAUAUUAUGUU